UCAUUUUAGUUUUGUCACAUUGUUUAUCUUGGCUUCAAUUGACGUUCUAGACAUUUAAGACUAAAUUUUAGAUUAAGAGAAGAUAUAUAUAUAUUUUUUACGCAUUAUUCGAAUUUUGUUUGAUCUCAGAAAAUCUUUGAAUGUAACAAAAAUGUCAGGCGCAGAGUCACCAAGGGAUGGUCCUGCCGCGAAUGCCGGAGUAUCUUCCAAUAUUAGCUCGUUUCGAAUGAGCGAAGGGGAUUGGAUUUGUAGUGAUCCACAAUGUGCUAACAUCAAUUUUGCUAGAAGAACCAGUUGCAAUCGAUGUAACAAAGAACGAAGUGAUUAUCAGAGUAAGAAAAAACUCGGUACAGAAAUAGGCAAAGCAGCUGCUGAAAAAUCUCGUGGUUUGUUUAGUGCUGAAGAUUGGCAAUGUUGCAAAUGUAGCAAUGUUAACUGGGCACGCCGUCCCACAUGUAAUAUGUGCAAUGCUCCUAAAUUUGUUGAGGUUGAAGAGAGAACUGGUUUGGGAGGAGGCUAUAAUGACAGAGGAGUUGUUGAAUACAAGCAAAGGGAUGAUUCUGAUAAUGAGUAUGAUGAGUUUGGUCGCAGAAGGAAAAAGCGAGAUUCAUAUUCCAAUUCCAAAAUGAAAAGGGAUUAUUACGAACCGCCUCAGAAGCCAGCAGUUCGUGAGGAAGAUGAAGAAGAAGAGGAAGAUGAUGAUGAUGAAGAGGGCGGUGAUUUAUCAAAAUAUGAUUUAUGGGGAGAAGAUGAUGUUGAAAGCACAAAAGACAAUUUGAAGAACAAAAAUGAGAGAUUUUCUAGAAAUACACUUUCUCGUUCAAGAUCUCGGUCAAGAUCUCCCAUCAAUGAGAAUAAUCUGUUUAAUAGAAGAACUAAAGCACGAUGGCAAGCUUUUUAGAUACAAAAGGAUGGACUAAACUGCGGUAAUGAUUCAGAUUUUUAAAUAAAUUUUGUAAUUUUUUAUUGUAAUUUUAAUGACUAUUUGUAUUUUUUUAACUAGAGGUAGUUUUUGUGAAUUUUAUUUAAAUAAAUGUUAU
Messenger RNA from Ctenocephalides felis (cat flea), 1040 nucleotides. Its product is annotated as zinc finger Ran-binding domain-containing protein 2-like. Gene Ontology annotation, biological process: RNA processing. The coding region runs from base 152 to 901 and encodes 249 amino acids. Lineage: Eukaryota; Metazoa; Arthropoda; Insecta; Siphonaptera; Pulicidae. Gene Ontology annotation, molecular function: lipopolysaccharide binding; RNA binding. The transcript has 6 exons. The record is from RefSeq and is a predicted model, not a curated record.